Messenger RNA from Phascolarctos cinereus (koala), 4498 nucleotides. It is a transcript of the gene KCNC2, whose product is annotated as potassium voltage-gated channel subfamily C member 2. The record is from RefSeq and is a predicted model, not a curated record. Gene Ontology annotation, biological process: protein homooligomerization; action potential; potassium ion transmembrane transport. Lineage: Eukaryota; Metazoa; Chordata; Mammalia; Diprotodontia; Phascolarctidae. Gene Ontology annotation, cellular component: voltage-gated potassium channel complex; neuronal cell body membrane; axon terminus. Gene Ontology annotation, molecular function: protein binding; delayed rectifier potassium channel activity.
UUCAAGGAGGGGAGCGACAUUCAGCCGGAAUCGGAAGCCACCUCAGAAGCCUCCAGUCCAUCUGUUCUUUGUUAGGGUUGGGGAGCACCGCUCGGACCCACCCAAAGCUCCAUGGUUUCCCCAGACCUCUGUGAUGGUGACUGUGGGCUCCGAUGCUGACGCCUGGUGUACAUCUCGCAACAUGAAGGCAGAGAGCCCGACUGGUUGGCAGUGGGGGCUGUUUCUGUGUCUUCCCGAGUUCAGCGCUGAGGGAGGCGGCAUAGCCACCUGAACAUGGAAAAAUCCAACAAGUAGUUUCUCGUCGGUGGAAGGUUUGGCUGGGCGUCAGGUGGGAGUCAGUCCAGCAGGCAAGAAAGCCGCGUCGUGUCGGAAAGCAGGCAGACCUACUUUCUCUCGGUCUCUCGCUUGUUAAGUCAUGUCUGAGCCACAGAAAUGGGCAAGAUCGAGAACAACGAGAGGGUGAUCCUCAACGUGGGGGGGACCCGGCACGAAACCUACCGCAGCACGCUGAAGACCCUCCCGGGGACCCGCUUAGCUCUGCUCGCCUCGGAGCCCCAGGGCGAUUAUUUGACUGGAGGCGAUGAGCAGCAGCCAUCGCCCCCUCCCCCGACGCCCCCCGCUCCGCCCCUGCCGCCUGGCCCAGCCGGAGGCUGUUUUGAGAGCAGCGCAAGCAACUGCAGCCCCCGGGGCGCCCACGGAGGCGGCGGACACGAGUUCUUCUUCGACCGGCACCCUGGGGUUUUUGCCUACGUCCUCAACUACUACCGCACAGGCAAGCUGCACUGCCCAGCCGACGUGUGCGGACCCCUGUUCGAGGAGGAGCUGGCCUUCUGGGGCAUCGACGAGACCGACGUAGAGCCCUGCUGCUGGAUGACCUAUAGGCAGCACCGGGACGCGGAGGAGGCGCUCGACAUCUUUGAGACCCCCGACCUUAUUGGCGGCGACCAAGGCGACGACGAGGACCUGACUGCCAAGAGGCUGGGCAUCGAGGAGGUGGCGGGGGUGGGGGGCCCGGACUGCAAAGCCGGCCGCUGGAAAAGGCUGCAGCCCCGGAUGUGGGCUCUCUUCGAGGAUCCCUACUCCUCUCGAGCCGCCAGGUUCAUUGCUUUCGCUUCUUUAUUCUUUAUCCUGGUUUCAAUCACAACCUUUUGCCUGGAGACCCAUGAGGCUUUCAAUACCAUUAUAAACAAGACAGAACCAGUCAUCAAUGGCACAAAAGUUGUUCUGCAGUAUGAAAUAGAAACGGAUCCCGCUCUGACGUAUGUAGAAGGUGUGUGUGUGGUGUGGUUUACAUUUGAAUUUUUAGUCCGUAUUGUUUUUUCCCCAAAUAAACUUGAGUUCAUCAAAAAUCUCUUGAACAUCAUUGACUUUGUGGCCAUCCUACCUUUCUACUUGGAAGUGGGACUCAGUGGGCUCUCAUCCAAAGCUGCUAAAGAUGUCCUCGGCUUCCUCAGGGUGGUGAGAUUUGUCAGGAUUCUGAGAAUCUUUAAGCUCACCCGCCAUUUUGUAGGGCUGAGGGUGCUUGGACAUACUCUUCGAGCAAGUACUAAUGAAUUUUUGCUGCUGAUAAUCUUCCUGGCCCUAGGCGUUUUGAUAUUUGCCACCAUGAUCUACUAUGCUGAGAGAGUAGGGGCUCAGCCUAACGACCCUUCAGCUAGUGAGCACACGCAGUUUAAAAAUAUCCCCAUUGGGUUCUGGUGGGCUGUAGUGACCAUGACCACUCUCGGUUAUGGGGAUAUGUACCCACAGACUUGGUCAGGGAUGUUAGUGGGGGCUCUGUGUGCUCUGGCUGGAGUGCUGACCAUAGCCAUGCCUGUGCCUGUCAUUGUCAACAAUUUUGGAAUGUACUACUCUUUGGCAAUGGCAAAGCAGAAACUUCCAAGGAAGCGAAAGAAGCACAUCCCUCCAGCUCCUCAGGCAAGCUCUCCUACGUUUUGCAAGAUGGACUUGAACAUGGCCUGCAAUAGCACACAGGGAGAUCCGUGCCUGGGCAAAGACAAUCUAUUGCUGGACCAUACCCGAUCAGUGUUAUCAGGUGAAGACAGUGCAGGAAGUGAGCAGCCAUUGUCACCCCCUGAAAGGCUUCCAAUGAGACGCUCUAGUACCAGAGACAAAAACAGAAGAGGGGGAGCCUGUUUCCUACUGACCACAGGUGAUUACACAUGUGCAACUGAUGGAGGGAUCAGGAAAGAUAACUGCAAAGAGGUUGUCAUUACUGGUUACACGCAAGCAGAGGCCAGAUCUCUAACUUAAUGACUUGGGGAAGGCACAAAACAUGAGAGAAAGGUAAAUGCCAGCCAGGCUUGCAUUUUUUUGAUUUUUUUUUUAGCCAGGAAAGCCUACUUGGUACCAUAAUCAUCUUUUCCCCUAUCCUUUCAACAUUUUUGAAAGAGGCCUAAGGCCAAGUCAACCCAAAGGACUUCUGCUCCUUUUUUAGGGGAGGGGAAUGGGGGUGGGUGCAAAUGUAGAAGGGCGGAGGUCUUUUAAAAGAAUUUCUUUGACCAGCCUUAAAUCUGUGACCUACUAGGUCCAUAAGAAUUUCAGGCAGUGUGUUUUGCAGGUGCUUCAUGUCCUGUAUGUUGUUUCUGUCUGUCUGUCAAACUACCUGUCUUAAUUGUAAACUUCAUCUGUCUCCAUAAAAGCACAGAGAUGCCUUAGGGGGAAAAAAGGCUUCCAUCGUUUAGUCCCAGAUUUUCUCCUUUCCCCCUAUUCAGUCCAGCCACCAUUCUUCAUAUGCAAGUUAAUAAUGUCCUUUAGACCACCUACCAUACACUAUGAUUGGUUUUGAUAUGCAGGGUUUAAGUAGAGGUUUUUGUUUUUGUUUUUUAAACUUUUUGCACUCGGUUGCCGGCUGGAAUGUCAGUUCUACUACCUAGCAACCAGCUGUCAUCACUACACUCCAACUAAGCCUCCGAGGAAUCAGAUUUAGUCUGUGAGGAAUAGAAUCUGUUUACCAAUCACUAUGAAUGAAAUAGCAAUAUCAGACCUGGUGUUUAAGGAUGAUGGGGUGGGGAGGCAAUGUAAAAAAAAUAAAAAGAGUAAAUAAUUCCUUUUGAGGCAGAAAAUAUCCCUGUCAUGGUUGAAUAAUACCUGCUUCUCGUAUGUUUAUUUUUGUUAGGAAAACAAUGACCACUUUUCUUGUUGACCAUGUAACAUGUAUUAAUUAAAUUGGUAUGUGUGAGCCCUACAGCAUGAACUGCAUGUCAGAAUCCUUCUACAAAAGUGUAUUUAUCUAAACAGAUAUUUCUGAUAUUUAGAGAUGUACAUUGAUGAAUCUUGCUCAUGUCACCUGUAAACAGAUGUAAGUCUCAACAGCUUUCUAGCAAAGGAAUUAAUACACUGUCUGGUGCUACUGUUACUGACUACAGUGUUGCCCAGACUUUUUCAUGGAUUUUUGACUGCUGACAAGGGAUAAUGGAAUUUAGCCAUAUCAAGGACUAUACUGGAAAGAGACUACUCCUGCUGCUGAAUGGGCCCUGAUAAGCAUGCCAUGCCUUGACGAGGUCCCAGCAUCUUCACUUGGAUUUAAAGAUGACUAAAGGACCAUGGACUGAACUUGGUGCUCCCAGUGUGAGAGGGCCACCAGUGGACUAGCCAGUGUUGAUUAACCCAUUGUAAAUAAAUUAAAAAAAAACACACAUUGUGCAUGGGAUGUCAGCUUUGGUCAUCUCACAUCAAGAGUAGCUGAAUCUGUGGUCAUUGAUGGCCUCUUAGGCCUCUUGCAAAGGCCCAAGCCUCUAUGUAUUUCCGCAUGGGCCUCUCCCCACCCAGUAGGUUGUGCUGCGAAUCAAAGACACAUGCAGUGAUCUUAAUUUCAUGUAUAUAUGUCUUAAUUUCCCACACCCUUACUAUAUUUUUUUGGUAAAAGAUUGGUUCUUAAACAUUGUCCGUAUUGUUUUGUUGGAAGCCAUUGACAUGAUUAUAUUAAUUCUUUUAUAAUUUCUAGUGUCUGUGAAAACAUGUGUAUUUUAUUUUUCAUUUAUUUGAGAAACCAACUGUUAUGGCUGGAAAAAAUGUCACUAACUUUGUUCAUAGUAUAAGUCUUUUUCAUUGUUACCUCAAGAAUAUAAAUAUGAUGAAAAAUAAAAUUCUGGCAAGUGAGAAUAUUUUUUUAUUACAAUAAUCAUGGAGAAACAUCAGUAAAUAGUGAAAUAUGUAAUCAAAUUAUAUCUUAAAAUGUAUAUUUUGCAUAAGAGAGGUAUUCUUUGAUGAAUUAUUCUUUGUGAGUUUUGUGGUAACUGAAGCUAGUCUAUUCCGUGUCUCUGAAGCUUUGUAGUUGAAACUGUUACAAGACUAUUUCAUCUUGUUGAAUGAACAUGUCCAACAUCCGUUAGUCACCCCGGGAUACUGGAUAUAAAGACCUAUCCCAAUUAUGAAACUCUGUAUUGUGGACCUUUUGUGAACAUUUCAAAGUGCAUGCACAACUUUGGGGAAAACCAAUGAUAAUGUAACUAACUGAAAUGAAGAAUAAAGGGUAAAUGAGUUGGGGAUGAAUUUA